CCUGGCCCCCGCAGCGCCUCUUCCUUCCCACCCAUGCAAACCCCCAGUUUGAGCCCCAGGGCACCGCUCGUAGCGCUCAGCCCGCCCCUGGUCUCUUCUUCCUGCCUACCCCGCUUCCCCCCCAAAACCCCGCCAGUGGCUCACGCCUUCUGCAUACGGGAUGAGGUGAGCAGCGCCGCCACUGCGAGGGGGCGCGCGCGGGUGUGAGCGUGUCCGUGUGCGAGUGUGUGUGCGCCGGCGGCGGGCACUGCAGCGGCUCCUCGGUGGAGCGCAGGGCGAGCGGAGCCGGAGCCCGAGUGAGCGGCGAGGGCGGCGGAGGGGCGCGGGCUCCCGGCGCGGCCAUCUCCGGCCCCGCGCUGCGCCUCCACGAUGCUCAACAACCUGACGGACUGCGAGGACGGCGAUGGGGGAGCCAACCCCGGUGAUGGCAACCCCAAGGAGAGCAGCCCUUUCAUCAACAGCACUGACACAGAGAAGGGAAAGGAGUACGAUGGCAAAAACAUGGCUCUGUUUGAGGAGGAGAUGGACACCAGCCCCAUGGUGUCCUCUUUGCUCAGUGGCCUGGCUAACUACACCAACCUGCCCCAGGGAAGCAGGGAGCAUGAAGAGGCAGAAAACAAUGAGGGUGGAAAAAAGAAGCCAGUGCAGGCCCCACGCAUGGGCACCUUCAUGGGCGUGUACCUGCCGUGCCUGCAGAACAUUUUUGGUGUCAUCCUCUUCCUGCGACUCACUUGGGUAGUGGGCAUUGCAGGCAUCAUGGAGUCCUUCUGCAUGGUCUUCAUCUGCUGCUCCUGUACGAUGCUCACUGCCAUCUCCAUGAGUGCAAUUGCCACCAAUGGUGUCGUGCCUGCUGGAGGCUCCUACUACAUGAUUUCUAGGUCUCUGGGCCCAGAGUUCGGGGGCGCUGUGGGCCUCUGCUUCUACCUGGGCACUACCUUUGCUGGGGCCAUGUACAUCCUGGGCACCAUCGAAAUCCUGCUGGCUUACCUCUUCCCAGCGAUGGCUAUUUUUAAAGCAGAAGAUGCCAGUGGGGAGGCAGCAGCCAUGUUGAACAAUAUGCGUGUUUAUGGCACCUGUGUGCUCACCUGCAUGGCCACCGUGGUAUUUGUGGGCGUCAAAUAUGUCAACAAGUUUGCCCUUGUCUUUCUGGGUUGUGUCAUCCUCUCCAUCCUAGCCAUUUAUGCUGGGGUUAUCAAAUCUGCCUUCGAUCCACCCAACUUCCCAAUCUGCCUCCUGGGGAACCGCACACUGUCUCGCCAUGGCUUUGAUAUCUGUGCCAAGUUGGCUUGGGAAGGAAAUGAGACAGUGACCACACAGCUCUGGGGCCUUUUCUGCUCCUCCCGCCUUCUCAACGCCACCUGUGAUGAGUACUUCACCCGAAACAAUGUCACAGAGAUCCAGGGCAUUCCUGGAGCUGCCAGUGGCCUCAUCAAAGAGAACCUCUGGAGCUCUUACCUGACCAAGGGAGUGAUUGUGGAGAAGCGUGGCAUGUCCUCAGUGGACUCAUUAGAGAGCACCCCAGUUGACAUGGACCACCCUUAUGUCUUCAGUGAUAUGACCUCCUACUUCACUCUACUGGUUGGCAUCUACUUCCCCUCUGUAACAGGGAUCAUGGCUGGCUCUAACCGCUCUGGAGAUCUGCGGGAUGCCCAGAAGUCAAUUCCCACUGGCACCAUCCUGGCCAUCGCCACGACCUCUGCUGUCUACAUCAGCUCCGUUGUUCUGUUUGGGGCCUGCAUUGAGGGUGUUGUCUUGCGGGACAAGUUUGGUGAAGCUGUGAAUGGCAACCUGGUGGUGGGCACACUGGCCUGGCCAUCCCCCUGGGUCAUUGUCAUUGGAUCCUUCUUUUCUACAUGUGGGGCUGGACUGCAGAGCCUCACAGGGGCCCCACGCCUGCUGCAGGCCAUCUCCCGGGAUGGUAUAGUGCCAUUCCUGCAGGUUUUUGGCCAUGGCAAAGCCAACGGGGAGCCCACAUGGGCCUUGCUCCUGACUGCCUGCAUCUGCGAGAUUGGCAUCCUCAUUGCCUCCCUCGAUGAGGUCGCUCCCAUCCUCUCCAUGUUCUUCCUGAUGUGCUACAUGUUUGUGAAUCUGGCCUGUGCGGUACAGACGCUGCUAAGGACACCCAACUGGAGGCCACGGUUUCGCUAUUACCACUGGACACUUUCCUUCCUGGGAAUGAGCCUCUGCCUGGCCCUUAUGUUCAUCUGCUCCUGGUACUAUGCCCUGGUGGCCAUGCUCAUUGCUGGGCUCAUCUACAAGUAUAUUGAGUACCGAGGGGCAGAGAAGGAGUGGGGUGAUGGGAUCCGAGGCCUGUCUCUCAGUGCUGCUCGUUAUGCUCUUUUGCGUCUAGAAGAAGGACCCCCGCACACCAAGAACUGGAGGCCACAACUGCUGGUGCUGGUGCGUGUGGACCAAGACCAGAAUGUGGUACACCCACAGCUGCUCUCGUUGACCUCCCAGCUCAAGGCAGGGAAGGGACUGACCAUUGUGGGCUCUGUUCUUGAGGGAACCUUUCUGGACAACCAUCCCCAGGCCCAGCGGGCUGAGGAGUCUAUCCGGCGCUUGAUGGAAGCAGAGAAGGUGAAAGGUUUCUGCCAAGUAGUAAUUUCCUCCAAUCUGCGUGAUGGCGUGUCCCAUCUGAUUCAGUCUGGGGGUCUCGGGGGGCUGCAGCACAACACUGUGCUUGUUGGCUGGCCCCGCAACUGGCGGCAGAAGGAGGACCAUCAGACGUGGAGGAACUUCAUUGAACUGGUCCGGGAAACCACAGCUGGUCACUUGGCUCUGCUGGUCACCAAGAAUGUUUCCAUGUUUCCCGGGAACCCCGAGCGCUUCUCUGAGGGCAGCAUUGAUGUCUGGUGGAUCGUGCACGACGGGGGCAUGCUCAUGCUGCUGCCCUUCCUGCUGCGGCACCACAAGGUCUGGCGGAAGUGCAAGAUGCGUAUCUUUACUGUGGCCCAGAUGGAUGACAAUAGCAUCCAGAUGAAGAAGGACCUAACCACAUUUCUGUACCAUUUACGUAUCACUGCUGAGGUUGAGGUGGUGGAGAUGCAUGAAAGUGACAUCUCAGCUUACACCUAUGAGAAGACAUUGGUGAUGGAGCAGCGUUCCCAGAUCCUCAAACAGAUGCAUUUAACCAAGAACGAGAGGGAGCGCGAGAUCCAGAGCAUCACAGAUGAGUCUCGUGGUUCAAUACGAAGAAAGAAUCCAGCCAACACUAGACUCCGCCUAAAUGUCCCAGAAGAGACGACUGGGGACAGUGAGGAGAAGCCAGAGGAGGAGGUGCAGCUGAUCCAUGACCAAAGUGCUCCUAGCUGUCCCAGCAGUUCUCCGUCCCCGGGAGAGGAGCCAGAGGGGGAGGGAGAGACAGAUCCUGAGAAGGUGCAUCUCACCUGGACCAAGGACAAGUCGGUGGCUGAGAAGAAUAAGGGUCCCAGCCCUGUCUCUUCUGAAGGCAUCAAGGACUUCUUCAGCAUGAAGCCGGAGUGGGAAAACUUGAACCAGUCCAACGUGCGGCGCAUGCACACGGCGGUGCGGCUGAACGAGGUCAUCGUGAAGAAGUCCCGGGACGCCAAGCUGGUUUUGCUCAACAUGCCCGGGCCUCCCCGCAAUCGCAACGGCGACGAAAACUACAUGGAGUUCCUCGAGGUCCUCACCGAGCACCUGGACCGGGUGAUGUUGGUCCGCGGCGGCGGCCGCGAGGUCAUCACCAUAUACUCCUGAGAUCCAGGACCUGCCUCGGCCCGGCCCGCGCCCCCCGCCGCCGUCACCGUUUACACAGACCCCGCGCCCCGCCCCCUCCCCGCCGCCCGAGCCCGGAGCCGCGCGCCGGGGCUGACGGGGGAAGGGCGCCCCCGCGCGGAGCCCCGACACUGGGCGGGCUUCGGCCUGUCGGCCCUGGCAGCGCGGCCCUGAGAAACUGGCGUCGCCCGCGGAGGAGACGCUGCAAUAAAGGGCGGGAGGCGGGGAGGGAGGGGCCUUGAGGACCCGGGCUCGCGCGCGGCCCAGCUGGGCCUAUACAUAGUGUACAGGAGACAUCGCGUGUAUUUUUAACGUCCCCAUAUUUCUGUGACUCGAAGCGCAACGGACUUCUCUCUUUCCCGCCCCUGUCGAGCCCGCCCCCUGGAGCCCGCGAGAGGCCCCCGAGCGGGGCGACAGGGCGCUCGGCCCGGCGGGAGGGGUGGUGGCAGCCCUGCCCCGCCCCGCCCCGCCCUCGCCUCCUGCCCUUGCCCUGCACCCCUGGCUUCCCUCCCUCCCUUCUUGUCCUAGACGGAGAGGAGGCGAGACCCGAGCUCAGCUUUUUCUGGAACCACCUCCCCGCGGCUGCAGACGCACGCGCAGCCGUUCCUCCUCCUCCCGGGGAAGGAAGGGCCCUCGCCUCCCAGGAGGCGCCCCUGGUGCCUGUGGCCUUCUCGCCCGUCCUGUGGCUCCUCACCAGACUGAGAUUGGUGAGGUGGAGGGGGCCCUACCGCCGCCCCCAGUGUCCUCCCUGGGACAGGUGAGGGAGGAUGGGGAGCAUUGUUUUAGGCGCCGGGUCACCGCGGAGGCCCCAGUAUUGCCCCACGGUCCUUCCCUGUCCCCAUCUGACAAUCCUGGCCUCAAGGACCCAGCCGCCUUCUCCUGCG
This is a messenger RNA of Erinaceus europaeus (western European hedgehog), 4622 nucleotides long. It is a transcript of the gene SLC12A5, whose product is annotated as solute carrier family 12 member 5. The transcript is spliced from 26 exons. Gene Ontology annotation, biological process: chloride transmembrane transport; chloride ion homeostasis; potassium ion import across plasma membrane. Gene Ontology annotation, molecular function: potassium:chloride symporter activity. Bases 370 to 3720 code for a protein of 1116 amino acids. The record is from RefSeq and is a predicted model, not a curated record. Gene Ontology annotation, cellular component: membrane. Lineage: Eukaryota; Metazoa; Chordata; Mammalia; Eulipotyphla; Erinaceidae.